Molecule: messenger RNA, 563 nt
Organism: Lathyrus oleraceus (garden pea)
Lineage: Eukaryota; Viridiplantae; Streptophyta; Magnoliopsida; Fabales; Fabaceae
Product: non-specific lipid transfer protein GPI-anchored 31
Exons: 2
Coding region: 50-397 (115 amino acids)
Source: RefSeq, a predicted model, not a curated record
ACAAAAAUCUUUCAUCAUAAUUGUUGAUCAAACUAAGAUUUUCAUCACCAUGGCAACUAGAUGCUUAUAUUUUGCAACAAUAAUGCUUACUGCAAGCAUAUUAGUGUUAGGAAUUUCAGCUCAAUUUGAAUGUGGUGGAAACAUAAUUGGCAUUAGAGCUCAAUGUAUAACUUUCGUACAAAAGGGUGGGGAAAACUUUCCACCAUCAGAAUCUUGUUGUGCAGCAUUAAAAGGUGCUAAUAUUUCGUGUUACUGCAAAUAUGUGACUCCUUUUAUUGAGAGUAAGAUCAGUAUCGAAAAAGCUAUAUAUGUGGCAAACGCUUGUCAUGCUCAAAAUAUUCCUACGGAUAAAUGUGGAAGUUAUGUUAUCCCUCAUCCUCCUUCAUCUAAGGCUUGAAGACAAUAUUGGAUGCAUCAAACUGAUGCUCAUGAAUAAAAUAAAAUAAACGCGAGAUGCGUCUUUUUAGUUAUAAGUUUAUGUAUUAUGUUCUUUUGAUUUGUAUUUAUACAACUUCAAUGACAUGGUCUUAUGGUGAUAAAUAUAAAAAAGUUGGAAGCUUUUA